UUCAGUGUAUUCAAAUAUAACUCUUGAUUUCCUCAGGAUUAAUGUCCGUAUUUUUCAUUCAUGUUUGGCAACAAGUCAAGAGAUCUUUGUACUUCAGUCAUCAGUUAGAGUAUUUUUCAUGUGUUCAAUAAUGUUGAACAUUUUCAAUGAUCAGAUGCCGCCCCGUAGGGAACCCGAUCGCCCAGUUCUUCCCCAGGCCACUAUAGUAGCACAGUUCCGCGACUAUCAUCCUGAGAAAUUCUCCGGUCAGGGAGAUCCCCGUAUUGUGGACGAGUGGAUUAAGGGCCUUGAGUUGAUUUUCGAGGUCAUGGACUCUCCCGAUCUCUAUGGCGUUAUAUGCUCACAGCUUCAGCUAACCGGUGAUGCCCGACUCUGGUGGAAUGCUUACAGGAGCAUGCGUCCCGGUGAGAAUGAGGGUUGUACCUGGGAGAGGCUCAAGGAGCUAAUCCGCGAGAAAUACUAUCCCACAUACUACCGAGCAGAGAUGGAGCGACAGUUCCUGUCGCUCAAGCAGGGUACUCGUUCUGUUGAUAAGUACGAGAGAGAGUUUACUAGACUUGCAGCUUUUGUUCCGGACCUGGUGCAUAUGGAGGCACAGAGGGCACAUCGCUUCAUUGACGGGAUUUACCCAGCAGUCAGUCACAACAUUGUAGGUCACGGGACCCAAACCUAUGCUCGUGCUGUUUCGAUUGCCCAAGAGGUGGACGCCAGCAUCCGGAGGAAGGCAAGCCACGAUCGUUCUCAACCAUCCGCCCCCGCCCAGUCAUCCACAGCUCCAUCAGCUCCACAAGCUGCCCAAUUGACGAAGGAUAAGAAGAGGAAGGGGAAAGGCGCCCAGACCGACAGGAGGACCCGCCAGAGGCAACAGCAG
Striga hermonthica is the source of this 871-nucleotide messenger RNA. NCBI's taxonomy places the organism in Eukaryota, Viridiplantae, Streptophyta, Magnoliopsida, Lamiales, Orobanchaceae. The record is from the annotation of a GenBank genome assembly.